AGAGGAAAAGAAGGUGUACAGUUCAGCCCCGCCUCUUCCCCUGACUGUCAACAGUGUAUAAACUUCGCCAAAAUCUGAGUCGGACAGUUGCCUUCAGACAGCUUCCUGACGUCUUCACCACCGAGGGGUCCCUGACUAUCUGUCGGCCUGCUUUCCUCUCUCUCAGCCCGGCUAUCUGCCUCUCUGUUUACAGUUAAAAGGUUUUCAGCAAGCAACAUGGCACCAAAGAGACGGGCUGCUUCUACUGCCAAUGCGGGCGGCAAGAAGGUAAAAGAGGAGCCCGAGACACCAAAGCCCAAGGAUGCCUUCACCUCUACAAAAGAGGCCCUUAUGGCUGCAGGGCCACAGGUAAAAGGCAACAGGAAGGUGGAUGAGCACUGCUCACUGCCAGCUGCUGGAGAGGUAUAUGAAGACUAUGACUGCAUGCUCAAUCAGACAAAUAUUGGACAUAACAAUAACAAGUUUUAUGUCAUUCAACUUAUUAAAGCAAGCAACAAGUACUAUUCAUGGAACAGAUGGGGCAGAGUGGGGGAAGUGGGACAAAGCAAACUUAACGUGUUCGAUAAGCUUGAGACUGCUGUCAAGGACUUUGAGAAAAAGUUUAAGGACAAGACAAAGAACAACUGGAGCGAUCGGAUGAAUUUUGUGUCUCACUCCGGGAAGUACACCCUGAUAGAGGUGGAUGGAGAGAAGGAUGCUGAGGUCAAGGUGGACAGUGUCGAUGGAAAGACUGCCAAAGUCACUAAAAAGACCCUACCAUGCAUCCUUGAUGAGGCUACAAGGAGCCUCAUUGAGCUCAUUUUCAGCAACGACAUGUUCAAGGAGGCAAUGGAAUGUAUGAACUUAGACAUCAAGAAGAUGCCUUUAGGCAAACUCAGUAAGAUGCAGAUCGCAAAGGGCUUUGAAGUGCUGGAGGAGAUUGAGGCAGCCAUGAACAAAAAAAGUGGAGGAGCACGCCUCGAAGAACUUUCUUCAAAGUUCUUCACCACAAUCCCACAUAACUUUGGCCGGUGCAGACCGCCUACCAUCAACAAUAAAGAGAUUGUGGAGAAGAAGAAAGAGAUGCUUAUGGUGCUGGCUGACAUUGAGCUUGCCCAGACACUGAAGUCAGAAACUGAGAAGGCUCAGGAAGAGAUGAUAGAGACAGUUCCUCACCCUCUAGACCAAGACUACAAUUCUCUCAAAUGCAAGCUCACUCUGAUGGACAAGGACACAGAAACAUCUAAGAUCAUAGAAAAAUACCUGAAAGAAACUUCAUGUGACUAUCGUAAACCAAAAAUUGUCAAUGUUUGGGAAGUUGAUCGAGCGACAGAGGGAGAGCGGUUUAGCGAGAAUGAUAGUCUGGAAAACCGCCGUCUGCUGUGGCAUGGUACAAACAUUGCGGUGGUAGCAGCUAUCCUUAAGAGCGGCCUGAGGAUAAUGCCCCAUUCAGGAGGCCGUGUUGGUUGUGGUAUCUAUUUUGCAUCUGAAAACAGGAAGUCUGCAGGUUACGUGCGCACCUCUAAAAAUACUGGAGUGAUGUUUCUGAGUGAGGUAGCCCUCGGCAAAGAACAUACCAUCACCAAAGACAACUCUUCCUUGAAGAAGGCUCCUGCUGGCUAUGAUAGUGUGGUGGCACGAGGAUCAGUGGAACCAGACCCGUCUAAGGACAUCUUCAUCACCCUGGAUGGCAAGAAGGUAGCUGUGCCACAGGGUAAGCCCAUAGAUCAGCCCCAGUUCUCAGAGAGCUACUUCAGUAACAGCGAAUAUCUCAUCUACAAAGAGAGCCAGUGUCGCCUUCGCUACCUGUUGGAGCUAAACAUGUCGUGCUAAUUCAACUUGAGGAUAGGGGCAGGUCCCUUGAAAGAGAAAAGUUCCUCCAUCUAUAUGAUGGGCUUCCUAAAAAGCGUAACUAUGCUGUUUUCUUAUAUUAUUAUGAUUAUUAUUGUCUUCAUUCUUACAGUUAUUGUGCAGACAACCUACAAGAUGCAUAAAUGACUUCCCUGUGCCUUAUAUUUUGCACACUAUAACUGGUCUGAGAGUGAUAGACUGCACUUCUGUUAAAACACUGACAUACUAUAUUUAUUUUAUUUACCAUGAAAAACAUGGCAUCCUUUAUCAGUCUCUUACUGGUAUCUUUUCAUCUUUGUUAAAUGUCUGAAAGGCCUCUAGAUAUCUAUACAGUUCUGUUUUGAAUUACAUGCUGCACAUUAUGUUUUAUUUUGCAUCUCAAUCGUGUACUUUGACCUUUUAGAUAUUAUUUACACUUGAUUAUUUAAUUCAAGUGAUCAUGCAGCAAAAAUAUCUUUGAUAUGCAGGAUAAAUACACUGCAUGCCUUUGCAAUUAUAUAGACAUUUUUAAUGUUAUUUAGUAGAGUAAAAAUGGUACCAAAUGCAGAAAUGUUUACAGGUAUAAGAACUAUAAAGUACAAUUUUGUGAUCUGAUAUUUUGUUGAACUGCUGAUUAAUAUCCUGAAAGUACUUUUACAGUGCAAAGUAAUAAGUGGUAAACAGAUGGGUCAAAUUUUUUGCCCAGUUGGUUUUCUAGAUAGGUUACAAAUGCCACCACAUGGUGUCAGGAAGGAGCAACUCCCUUUGGAAUGUAAUGUUCUCAGCAUUUUUGCACUAUGACAGAACUUGAACCAAUGAUUAGUUAAUAAACUUGAGUGUUCCUCUAA
Thunnus maccoyii (southern bluefin tuna) is the source of this 2657-nucleotide messenger RNA. It is a transcript of the gene parp3, whose product is annotated as poly (ADP-ribose) polymerase family, member 3. Lineage: Eukaryota; Metazoa; Chordata; Actinopteri; Scombriformes; Scombridae. The transcript has 11 exons. Gene Ontology annotation, molecular function: NAD+ poly-ADP-ribosyltransferase activity. The record is from RefSeq and is a predicted model, not a curated record. Bases 217 to 1812 code for a protein of 531 amino acids. Gene Ontology annotation, cellular component: site of double-strand break.